Messenger RNA from Didymodactylos carnosus, 348 nucleotides. Lineage: Eukaryota; Metazoa; Rotifera; Eurotatoria; Philodinida; Philodinidae. The record is from the annotation of a GenBank genome assembly.
AUGACUCUUCAAGAAUUUCGAGAAGAUCCAUUUCAUUUAUGUGAAUGGCGAACAAAGAAAAGCUAUGAUGAUGACGUAAAAAUGUUACAGAAAGAUGACAAUAUAUGGCGUAAAACCGGAAUAAAAAGAAAUAGUGUGUUUAAUGAACUUUCAAAUUUUCAUGUAACAAGUGGUCUUCCACCGUGUCUUGCACAUGAUUUGUAUGACGGAGUAGUCAAAUCAGAUCUUGCAUUAAUUUUAAACCAGAUUAUCAGGGAAGGAUAUUUGACAGAUGAUACAAUCAGUGCACGUAUAUUCAAAGGCCCAUUUAAAGAAGGUUUCAGAAUUUGGAGCAAAAAAUUUCAUUAA